AAGUAGCCACAGCCACAGGGACGGAUUGUUUGAUGAAAAAUUCGCUCACUACGCUACCAAUUUCCCAAUUUCUGCCGUUCUCUUCCGUAUUAGCCUGCGUUAUCACUAGCCAUACACCGCGAAAACCGCCGCCAUAACUGCCGCCGCGGCGUUUCUUCACUGGCUUGGCGGUUGUGCCGGUCGCUGUCUCCACCGCAUUCAAGGGGGAACUGUUUUCACCGUCACAGAGACACGGAAUUCUCUCAUGUCCACAUCGGAGCAAGCCCUCGUCACUUUACUCUCCCGCUUUGCUUUAUCGUUUGAUGGAGCCGUUUUGGGUGCUGCCCUAGCUUAUGCUGCCGUUCGUACCGUCCUCAAACUCACUGCUUCCUGCUCCGCUCUCAAUGAGCUCCGUAAAGCUCCUUAUGUUGGAGUUUCUGAUCUUCGUCAUAUCAUUCCCGACGGAGAUUCGGGGCAAUCCGAGUCCGAUCGAAAGCUUGUUGUUGUUCGUGGCACCGUGGAGGCCAGGUCGUCGGUGGAAGGUAAUUGGAAGAGUUUACAGCCUAAUAUAUUGAUUUCUCAAGAGUCCGGAGAUAGAGCGGUGAUUAUUCAGCGAACUCAAGUGUGCAUAUUCAACGAAUGGAAAGGCUUUUUUGGAUGGACAUCCGACUUACGGGCAAUUUUUGGAAGAACCUUUAGAAAGCAAGAGUCAACAUCAUUUAGAACGGUUCCUUUUGUUCUUGUUGAGGGUCAUUCACCAUACUCUGAUUUUGUUGUUGUUAACAUGGAUGGCUCAAGACAUCCCUUGCCUCUUACAACUGUGUAUCAUCAACUGCAGCCCGUUUGUGCUACUCCUUAUACCUUCCUUCAAGCAGUUUUUGGUCAUGAGUACCCUGUUGGGGUGCUUGAUGAGGAGAAAAUACUUCCAUUAGGAAAAAAUAUCAGUGCUGUUGGCAUAUGCAGUUUUGAAAAUGGAGUUCCUGUGAUAAAGUCGUGCAGUGAUUUUCCCCAUUUCCUAUGUGAAAUGACUAAGGAUCAGAUGAUUUUAGAUCUAGUCUUCAAAACAAAAUUUCUAUUCUGGAGUAGUAUUGUCCUUGGUUCAUUGUCAGUUGGCAUUCUUGGUUAUUCUGUCGUGAGAAAUUGGAAUAGAUGGAAACAAUGGAGGCAACAUAGACGGUUACAGAAUUCAGGGAAUGAUUCCACCACGUCACAACUGGAUUCAAGCAAUGACAUUCCCAUUUAUGGUGAUUUUGGAACUGCAUCAGAUGACGAGGUAGCAACCGUUCCAGAUGGACAGUUGUGUGUGAUCUGUCUCACGAGGAGAAAGCGAUCUGCUUUCAUUCCAUGUGGUCAUUUUGUUUGCUGCGAACGUUGUGCUGUGUCAAUCGAACGUGAUUCAGCUCCCAAAUGUCCUGUUUGCCGCCAGCAAAUCCGUAGUUCUGUACGGAUUUAUGAUUCAUGAAGAGAAACAAAUUAUCUUUUCAGGUUCUAAGAUCUAACCACGACACAUCUCAUUCAUCUGGGUGACCCUUUAUGUUGAUACUGUUUGAGAUUUCAUAUCAAUGACAAUCCUUCGACGGGGCAGCAGAUCUGAAGUUUGUUUUUCCACAUCUGUUGUAACUAUUCAUCCCCAUAGUCUUUAUUUUGAUGGCAGAGCUUGUUGUUCAGAGUGUCUUUAUAAAGCCAAAUUUGAAGUGAUGGCUCUUGUAGAUAUCAGAUAAUAUACUCUUUUACAUUGUAACUUGCUGACAAUAUGAAAAAGAGACUUCAAUAUUGGCUCUGUUGUCUGAUA
Molecule: messenger RNA, 1771 nt
Organism: Benincasa hispida (wax gourd)
Lineage: Eukaryota; Viridiplantae; Streptophyta; Magnoliopsida; Cucurbitales; Cucurbitaceae
Gene: SPL2
Product: E3 Ubiquitin ligase family protein
Biological process (GO): protein ubiquitination; organelle organization
Molecular function (GO): ubiquitin-protein transferase activity
Source: RefSeq, a predicted model, not a curated record